Messenger RNA from Dama dama (fallow deer), 3330 nucleotides. RefSeq names its product chordin (gene CHRD). Lineage: Eukaryota; Metazoa; Chordata; Mammalia; Artiodactyla; Cervidae. Gene Ontology annotation, molecular function: protein binding. The record is from RefSeq and is a predicted model, not a curated record. Gene Ontology annotation, biological process: multicellular organism development. The transcript is spliced from 23 exons. The coding region runs from base 197 to 2920 and encodes 907 amino acids.
CCCGCUGCUGCUCCUCGGGCUGCUGCUGCUCGGCUCCCGGCCGGCCCGCGGCGCCGGCCCCGAGCACCCCGCGCUGCCUAUCCGGUCCGAGAAGGAGCCGCUGCCCAUUCGGGGAGCAGCAGGCUGCUCCUUCGGCGGGAAGGUCUAUGCCUUGGACGAGACGUGGCACCCGGACCUGGGGGAGCCCUUCGGGGUGAUGCGCUGCGUGCUGUGCGCCUGCGAGGCGCUUGCCUUUGAGUCUCAACAAUUGAUGUCUUGCCCUCACCCGGUUUUCCGUCUUCUCUGUGAGCAGCCUCAAUGGGGCCGCCGCGCAAGGGGCGCAGGUAGGGUCAGCUGCAAGAACAUCAAACCCGAGUGCCCAACCCUGGCCUGUGGGCAGCCGCGCCAGCUGCCUGGACACUGCUGCCAGACCUGCCCCCAGGAGCACAGCAGUCCGGAAAAGCAGCCGACGGGCCUGGCCUUCGAGUAUCCACGCGACCCAGAGCACCGAAGCUACAGCGACCGCGGGGAGCCAGGAGCUGAGGAUCGGGGCCGUGGAGACGGCCACACGGACUUCGUGGCGCUGCUGACAGGGCCAAGGUCGCAAGCGGUGGCGCGGGCUCGAGUGUCGCUGCAGCGCUCCAGUCUGCGGUUCUCCAUCUCCUACCGGCGGCUGGACCGCCCUACCCGAAUCCGCUUCUCUGACUCCACUGGCAGCAUCUUGUUUGAACACCCUGCAGCCCCCACCCAAGAUGGCCUGGUCUGCGGGGUGUGGCGGGCAGUGCCUCGGUUGUCCCUGCGACUCCUUAGGGCAGAGCAGCUGUAUGUGGCACUUGUGACACCCGCUCACCCUUCAGGGGAGGUCUGGGGACCUCUCAUUCGGCACCGGGCCCUGGCUGCAGAGACCUUCAGUGCCAUCCUGACCCUGGAAGGCCCCCCACAGCCCGGCAUAGGGGGCAUCGCCCUACUCACUCUCAGUGACACAGAGGACUCCUUGCACUUCCUGCUGCUCUUCCGUGGACUCCUGGAGUCUAGGAGUGGGGGACCAGCCCAGGUUCCCCUGCGGCUCCGGAUUCUACACCAGGGGAAGUUACUUCGAGAGCUCCAAGCCAAUGCCUCAGCCCAGGAACCAGGCUUUGCUGAAGUGCUGCCCAACCUGACAGCCCAGGAGAUGGACUGGCUGGUGCUGGGGGAGCUGCAGAUGGCCCUGGAGAGGGCAAGUGGGCCAGGGCUACGCAUCAGUGGACAUAUUGCUGCCAGGCAGAGCUGCGACGUCCUGCAAAGUGUCCUUUGUGGGGCAGAUGCCCUGAUCCCAGUUCAGACGGGUGCAGCGGGCUCAGCCAGCCUUACACUGCUAGGAAACGGCUCCCUGAUCUACCAAGUACAGGUUGUAGGUACAGGCAGUGAGGUGGUGGCCAUGACACUGGAGACCAAGCCUCAGCGGAGGAACCAGCACACUGUCCUAUGCCACAUGGUUGGACUCCAGCCAGGAGGACACAGGGCCGUGGGUAUCUGCCCUGGGCUGGGUGCCCGGGGGGCUCAUAUGCUGCUGCAGAACGAGCUGUUCCUGAACGUGGGCACCAAGGACUUCCCAGAUGGAGAGCUGCGGGGCCACGUGGCUGCCCUGCCCUACAGUGGGCACAGCGCCCGCCAUGACACAUUGCCUGUGCCCCUGGCAGGAGCCCUGGUGUUGCCCCCGGUGCAGAGUCAGGCAGCAGGGCACGCCUGGCUCUCUCUGGACACCCACUGUCACCUGCACUAUGAAGUGCUGCUGGCAGGGCUUGGUGGCUCAGAACAGGGCACCAUCACUGCCCACCUCCUCGGGCCUCCUGGAAUGCCGGGGCCCCGGCGGCUGCUGAAGGGAUUCUACGGCCCGGAGGCCCAGGGUGUGGUGAAGGACCUGGAGCCCGAGCUGCUGCGGCACCUGGCUCAGGGCUCUGCCUCCCUGCUGAUCACCACCAAGGGGAGCCCUCAAGGGGAGCUGCGAGGGCAGGUGCACAUUGCCAACCAAUGCGAGGUGGGCGGCCUGCGCCUGGCGGCAGCAGGGGACAAAGAAGUGCAGGCGCCUGGGGCUCUGGAGGCAGUGGCGGCCAUGGUGGCCCCACUGCCCGCUGUGCCGGGCCCAGACACCCCAGCGCCAGCCAAACCAGGUGGCCCCGGUCGGCUUCGCGACCCCAACACCUGCUUCUUCGAGGGGCAGCAGCGCCCCCAUGGGGCUCGCUGGGCUCCUAACUAUGACCCGCUCUGCUCGCUCUGCACCUGCCAGAGACGCACGGUGAUUUGUGACCCUGUGGUGUGCCCGCCACCCAGCUGUCCAAGCCCGGUGCAGGCACCGGACCAGUGCUGCCCUGUGUGCCCGGAGAAACAAGAUGUCAAAGACCUCCCCGGGCUGCCAAGGAACAGGGACCCUGGCGAGGGCUGCUAUUUUGAUGGUGACCGGAGCUGGCGGGCAGCAGGCACCCGGUGGCACCCUGUCGUGCCCCCAUUUGGCUUAAUUAAGUGUGCUGUCUGCACCUGCAAGGGGGACACCGGAGAGGUGCACUGUGAGAAGGUGCAGUGUCCCCGGCUGGCCUGUGCCCAGCCUGUCCGUGCCAACCCCACUGACUGCUGCAAGCAGUGUCCAGUGGGUUCAGGGGCGCACCCCCAACUGGGGGAUCCCAUGCAGGCUGAUGGGCCCCGAGGCUGCCGUUUUGCAGGGCAGUGGUUCCCAGAGAGCCAGAGCUGGCACCCUUCAGUGCCCCCCUUUGGGGAGAUGAGCUGUAUUACCUGCAGAUGUGGGCAGGCAGGGGUGCCCCACUGUGAGCGGGAUGACUGUUCACCGCCACUGUCCUGCGGCCCAGGGAAGGAGAGCCGCUGCUGCUCCCACUGCACACCCCGGCGGCGGUCAGCCCCAGAGACCAGGACAGUCCCAGAGCUUGGGAAAGAAGAUGAAGGCUCCUAGGGAGCAGCCAGAAAGCCGCAUGACCAAGAGGAUGGGGCCUGGGCCGAGGGAAGGAGGGGCACCGAGGACCCCGCGUUCUCCUGCGGGAAACCCAGUGCCUUUGGCCCCUCUCUUCUGCCUCUUCUCCCUCCCCCACUACCUCUGGGAACCACAACUCCACACGGGGGAGGGGCAGCCAGGGCAGACCUAGGCCGUGUCCACUCCAACUCUGGCCUUGUCACCCUCCGGUCCCUGCCUUGGAAGCCCAACCACUUUCCUUCUGUACAUACUGUCACUGGCUUGUUGGGAUUUUUAAUUUAUCCUCACUCAGCACCAAGGGUCCCCCCCCCACUUCACUCCUGCUGCCCCUGAGCUGAGCAGAGUCAUUAUUGGAGAUUUUUGUAUUUAUUAAAACUUGUUUUUUUCCAGUC